Molecule: messenger RNA, 3843 nt
Organism: Erpetoichthys calabaricus (reedfish)
Lineage: Eukaryota; Metazoa; Chordata; Cladistia; Polypteriformes; Polypteridae
Gene: dcun1d1
Product: DCN1, defective in cullin neddylation 1, domain containing 1 (S. cerevisiae)
Exons: 7
Coding region: 199-975 (258 amino acids)
Biological process (GO): protein neddylation; positive regulation of ubiquitin-protein transferase activity
Cellular component (GO): ubiquitin ligase complex
Molecular function (GO): ubiquitin-like protein binding; ubiquitin conjugating enzyme binding; cullin family protein binding
Source: RefSeq, a predicted model, not a curated record
UUGGUGCCCCGCGCUUGCACACACACAGGUGCCAGCAGGUUCCAGCCCGGUGGCACUCGGCAAGCAGUUGGCACUAACGCGGUUGUUGCUCUCACUGCACGCCGCUGCCAUCGGUGGAUCUGGCGGUAGGCAGUGCGCAUGAGCAGGAACAGGAACAGACUGUGAAGUCGAGGAGAGUCUUGUCAAUUAUAGACAAACAUGAACAAGCUGAAGUCCUCUCAAAAGGAUAAAGUUCGCCAAUUUAUGAUCUUCACACAAUCUAGUGAAAAGACUGCAGUGAGCUGUUUAUCUCAGAAUGACUGGAAAUUAGAUGUUGCUACAGACAAUUUUUUCCAAAAUCCAGAACUUUAUAUUCGGGAAAACCUUAAAGGAACAUUGGACAGAAAAAGGUUAGAACAGCUCUACAAUAGAUACAGAGAUCCUCAGGAUGAUAACAAAAUUGGUAUAGAUGGAAUACAACAGUUUUGUGAUGACCUUGGAUUGGACCCAGCAAGUAUAAGUGUACUCAUUAUUGCUUGGAAAUUUAAAGCUGCCACACAGUGUGAAUUUUCCAAACAGGAAUUUUUGGAAGGAAUGGCAGAACAAGGAUGUGACAGUAUAGAAAAACUAAAAGCACAGCUGCCCAAAAUGGAACAAGAAUUAAAAGACCAUGGGAAAUUUAAAGACUUUUAUCAGUUUACAUUUAAUUUUGCAAAGAAUCCUGGACAAAAAGGUUUAGAUUUAGAAAUGGCAAUUGCAUAUUGGAAUUUAGUACUUGCAGGAAGAUUCAAAUUCUUAGACCUCUGGAAUAAGUUUUUGUUGGAACAUCAUAAAAGAUCAAUUCCAAAAGAUACCUGGAACCUCCUGUUAGAUUUUAGCACAAUGAUAGCUGACGACAUGUCAAAUUAUGACGAAGAAGGUGCAUGGCCUGUCCUUAUUGAUGAUUUUGUGGAGUUUGCACGACCUCAGAUUGGAACAAAAAGUACAACAGUCUAGUAGUCUUUGGAACCUUCUAGAACGUACAGUAUGUGUUUUGUACAAAUAAAAAUCAUACAAUUGCACAGUCAGCUAAGAGCUGAUGAUGGGACAGAGCUGAAGAUCAAUGUUCCCUCAUCUUAUGAGGGCUGAGAAAACACAAGAAGUUCAAAGACAUAUCUUUAUCAGUCAUCUGAUGGUGGUGUGGACUUCUUUCUUUAGUGAGGGACCUCCAUUUGUACCUGUUUCAAACACCUGGAGACAAUUUCCCAUUUUGGAUCAUCCUCGACUUCUCUUUUUACCAAUCUUCAUAUUUUUUUGUUUUGCAGCAGUUGACAUUAAGCACAGCACAUGUCUUAAUCCACACAAGGGUCUGUCUGUUAAUGAAUGUCACACAACUUUAUGUUGUUAAUUUUUAUUCCUCGUAUCACUUUUCCACAUUGGUUUCAUUUUUUAAGCCUGGACGUGACAGACCAGCACGAAGCGUAUGAUGUGUUUUUAUUAUUUCCAAGAGGAUCAUAGUUUGAAACAAUGGAUUCUUAACUGACCAUGGUAUUUCUCGUGUGGAAAUAAAGAAGACAGCACACUUGAAUUAAAUUCAUCAUUUGCCUUUAAACGUUUUGUUAUUUUUGGUUUGUUAGAAGAGUAUCUGCUGAGUUUAAUGAUUGAAUUUGAAUUUUUUUUUUAGUUUUUGGGUCAAAGUUAUUCUGAAAAUACUGAAUAGGAUUAUAAGUCAAAAAAAUUUUUAAAUGCUAUUUUGAGUUCAGAAAUGCUACUAAAAAUUAUAGUGCAGUUUCAUUAAGAGUAUGAUGUGCUGAAUCAAAAACGUCGAGUAAUUCUAGAAAGAGUUUAAUUCUCAUCCCUUUUUAUUAAUGGUAUUUCAUGGUAAAAUUAAGAAAACCUGUAGUUUCUUCAUAUCCAUCAUUCUGGAAUUUUUUACAUUUUGCAACAGUUUUCAGUUUUCUAACCCUAAGUUCUGAGAAGCCUUAAAAUGGUUAAAAAAAAUGAUAAAACUAUGUAUUUUGAUACAACUUGUAUUAAUUCAGUGAUAGAAUUUGGAGUAUAUGUGUAAUUUAACUUACCACUACAUUAAGCUGAAGUGUUUUGUCUUUUAUAAUGCCUUAGAAGAAACAUCAGUGAAGGCUAACUGGUGUUUUCAAAACUCGCAUACCCAAAUAGCCUUUGAAUUUUCAUUAUGUACGUGGGUUAUGUUUCCUGUAGCUGAGUGCUUUGACACACAGAGGUGCCAAGUGUACCUCUAGUACCUCAAACUGUUGUCUUUUUAAAGCACAACGUAAAAAUCGGUUCCAUUAAAUCAAAUAUCAUUUACCAUGAAUUUAAAUUUGAAAACAGAUUUACAGAUAAUCCACAGCCACUUUGAAACAAAUUCUGUCACAAUGCUUGAUGAGACUGGGAUGGUCUGAACAAGUUGCACUGAUGUGCUGUGUCACCUUGACCUUAAAAUGUGUCCCCCAUGACACACAUGUAAGGUUAGCAACUUCAAGUAGUCUAAAACCUGAUCAGGCUGCUGGUUGGCUCAAGAUUUAAUUAUUUAUGCCAACUAUUUGUUUGCCAGUUGAUGGCUACAGUGUGAGACCACAGCUGUGUCCUAAUCCAGUAAUCACUGGCAGCAUGACUUUGCUAGGCUGGUGUUCACAGCUUAGACCCUGAAGUGUUGUAGGAGACUCAUUAAUGGCAGUAAUAGGAUGCUGGUCCAUCUCAAAUAGUUGAACAGCUUUCAGUUUCCUAGUUAAUGUAGAUGUGUUUUUGUUACAUUAAGUAUGUUAAUUGUGAACCACCUUUUAACUUCUGUCCAGGAAUUUAACCACUAGUCACUACUGCUGUUCUCCAACCUGUAAUGGUGCAGAUGGAACCAGCUAAGCGAUCAAAACAUAUUGUUCAUCUAGUCAUAGCAAGGAAUUGGUUUACAAACUGUUAUUUAGUUAUCGGAGUGCUUUAUGCUGAUUUGAGUUGUUCUUCUCCCCAGUGUCAAACUGUAUGUUAGACAGGCAUCCUCCAUGUGUCAUGCUAUUAAAGAUAUAUGGACCUGUCUACUGGCUUUCAAAUGUUCAAACUUAAAUAGUGUAUGUUUGUCAAUCAGCAGCAUGAGACCAGCAUAAGCUGCUGUGAGGGAAAGAUUGGUAUUGUUUAAAAGUCAGUAAAACUAAAGCAGAGAUAUUAGGAAAGUGUCAAGUGCCACAUUCCAAAUUGACCCAAACUGCAAAUAGUGUGGUUGUGAAAGCCAGCCUAUCCAGAAAACAAAGCAGGUGAAUGAGAAGAAGAAAAAGGAGAGCUACCAAAAUGUGGGAUUAAGCGUUGGGUACCAAUAAAAAAGUUAAAAAAAAAAAAAAAAAGGUGGUUGAUAAAAUCUUAAGGAAAGAAGGAAAACAAUUCUGCACACUCCAGAGAGUGCUAGUGAGAGACUGGAGUAAUGUCAGUGGCUGCUGUGUAUUGCUGAUUUUUAAAUGGAAAAAUGCAAAACUGUUCACUUUGUAUAGUGCUAGAAAUGUUUGUUUUUUCGCAGACCUUUAUGCUGUAAGGUCUCAAAAUACCCUAAUGACAUUCAUCCUGAUUUCUUUCAAAAGUUUUCUUUUGAAACCUUCUAGAGGCAGAUUUACGACUAUUCGUAUAUUCUGAUCUGCUUUGUUUGAUGAUGGGCCAAAGUAGAAUGUGCGCAGCGUUACUUUUGUUUGAAGUCUGUGCUUGCUUUCUUUUGUACUGUUAUCAUUUGACAUUUUGGAAAAAAACAAAAUUCAUUGAUCUGAAAUGUUUACAGUUCCUACACCCUUUCUCAUUUGUCAGUUCUGCUCAAAGAAAGGGGGGGAGCAAAGUGGAACUUUGUUAUAAUUACUGUGUAAUUAUAUGGAUUUAUUAAAGCUUAAAAUUGUC